AUGUCAGCUAUUGCCUUAUAUCUUACCGAGGAGCAGUUAGAUAAGCUUGAGAGACUCCAAAAUUUCAGCAUCAGGUUCAUAUUUGGUUUGCGCAAGUAUGACCACGUUACCGAAUAUCGCAAUAUACUCAAGUGGCUGCCAAUCCGCCUUCGCCGGAAUACUCAUAUCUUGUCCCUACUUUACAGCAUACUGUUCAAUCAGUUUGCCCCUUCUUACCUCAAAGAACGUUUCAAGUUCCUAAAUGACGCACAUUCGAGAUCACUGAGGUCGUCAGCGAAUCUGAGAUUGGAGAUGGCCCAGCAUUCCUCAAAAUUCUACAGCAAGUCAUUCACUGUGCAAGCUGUUAGGUUGUGGAAUGCAUUGCCAGUGUCGAUAAGGCAAGCUCAGUCGUUGGCUGCGUUUAAGGAGCAAGUUAAGAAGCACUACCUCUCUUCUCUAUAA
Spodoptera litura is the source of this 441-nucleotide messenger RNA. RefSeq lists its product as uncharacterized. NCBI's taxonomy places the organism in Eukaryota, Metazoa, Arthropoda, Insecta, Lepidoptera, Noctuidae. The record is from RefSeq and is a predicted model, not a curated record.